CACACAUAGUCAGUGCAAAAGAAGCGUUCACUCCUUCUAGAGGAGCGCGCAGCUUAUUGAGGGAACCAGUGGUGGGAAAAAAGAAAAUCCAGUCAUCGUUUUGUAGCACUUUCAGAUGACUUCUUCUACCUCGUUAGAGAUAUUGACAGAUAAUUUUACGCCAGUUUAAGGAAUGUUUUAGGGACAAAUUGUCUCCAAGGGGCAAUUGGAGCGGGCAGUCUGAGCCUUUAUAAUGCGGAGAGAUCAAGUCUCAGUAGUUUGUCGGUAUGAACGCAGCGCAGACGGACCCUGAGAAACUGCUUUCAUGGAUUGACUGAUUGAUUGAUUGGCAUUUGAUUUUUUUUUUAUUUUUUCAGGAUCAGAUGAUUUUUCUAUGUCGUGGUUAGUCUAUUGUCCCGCUCCCAAAACAUCGUGGAUUAUUAUUGGGAGGGUUUUUUUGGAGGUGCGUCUUUACUGAGGAUAUUGAUUUUUCUUUGCAGUUAGCCUACGCCUGGGUCAAGGAUCCGGAGAGGGAAAUUAACCUUUCACAAGGUGGAAAUUUUACUCUUAUUGGACCCUAACUCAUCUCUCUUGCCGCUGAGUCCAAUAUGAAGUCUAUCACUGUGUGGAUGUCCGCUUACAUCUUUCUUCUGCUCUUAGAUGAGGCAGCGAGCUCCUGGGAUGGUCCCUCAGCUUUGUCCGUGUCCUUGGCCAGUGGUUCUCCAGGAUCUCCAGGUGCAGGGCCUGGGCCCGGAGCUCAGCCAGAGUGGGUGGACUGCAUCCAGGCGAGUGACAUGUGCAACCAGAACCCUUACUGCAGCUCUCGGUACCGGGUGAUGCGCCAGUGCCUUGUGGGCAAGGAGAAGGAAGCCAUGCUGGACAACAACAGGGAGUGCCAGGCUGCCUUGGAAGUGCUGCUGGUUAGUCCUCUGUAUGACUGCCGCUGCAAGAGGGGCAUGAAGAAGGAGCUGCAGUGUCUGCAGAACUACUGGACCAUCCACAUGGGACUCACUGAAGGUGGAGACAUGGAUGACUCAUCCCCGUAUGAACCUGUAGCACCAAACCGACACCCUGACGCGUUCCGCUUGGCCUCUAUCUCUUCAGGGAUGCUCACAGUGGCCCCAAAAGGUUUCCACUGUCUUGAUGCCGAGAGAAACUGCAACCCCUGUCUUGAUGCGGCCAAAGCCUGCAACCUCAACAGCAGCUGCAAGAGGCAACGCUCCGCCUACAUCGCUACCUGCAGCAAAGAGGACCCCAACAAGGGUGAAACCUGCAGCAAGAAGCGCUGCCACAAAGCGUUGAGAUUGUUCCUGGACCGUGUGCCCCCUGAGUUCAGCCACCAGCUGCUCUUCUGCCCCUGCCAGAGCGAGGGCUGUGCAGAACGACGCAGGCAGACAAUUGUGCCUGAUUGCUCCUAUAAAGAUAAGGAAAAACCCAACUGUCUGGAGCUACGGAGGGUCUGCCGCCAGGACUCUCUCUGCAGAUCUAGGCUGGCUGAUUACAUGGUGAACUGCUGGGUGACUCCACACACAGUGAGCACCUGUCCCAACCAAGACAAUCACCAAGCCUGCUUGGCCUCCUACGCAAGGCUCAUCGGGACAGACAUGACUCCCAACUAUGUUGACAGCAGCUUCUCCAACUGGACCAUCUCCCCGUGGUGCACCUGUAAGGGCAGUGGAAACCAAGAAGAGGAAUGUGUGAACUUCCUGCAGUACUUCUCUGAUAACACAUGCCUAAGAAAUGCCAUUCAGGCCUUCGGUUAUGGGAUAGACAAUAUGCAGAACAAAAAUGUGUCUGUCCCAGGGCCCUCAGCGACGACGAAGAUGUGGUCAGGCUGGUCAACAAGCACCUCAGAACCUCCCUUUGUCACCAUCCCAAAGUAUCCUGAACCAAGAGACGGGGGCCUGGGCAAAACCCGGGGCCUGCCAGAGGAUCACUCUGCCUGUCUGUGUGCCAACGUCUGGGCUCUGCUUCCCAGCCUGGCUUUGGCUCUGGUCCUGGCCCAGCAUGCCUUAUAGAAGCACCAGGAGGAGAAAAAGGAGGUCAUCCACCCACAAGCUGAUCCCAAAAGGAGAAGGUGUUAUUUCUGAGACUGAUAUUAAGAAGGCUGAAUCUCUGGGCAGUCGACAUAAAUGGCAUUUAUGAAAGAGGAAAAAAACAAAAAGAGGAAAGAGGCGGAAAAUAUUGAAAUAUUACAGUUGUGAAUUUGUUGUUCAUUUGAUGUAUUGUUAGGGCAGACUACAACUGUGAUGAAGCACAUGGCUCUAAAAAGGACCCUUGGUAGGAGAGGCCAUGAAGGCCAUUCUCCAGGAACGACUCUCCCUCUGACUGAGACACAAAAUCCUGGAGGACUGAAGCUGAUCAUGUCAAAGAAUUCUGCACUUUUCUCACCAAAGGAAGGAGAGAGGGAAUGAACAACAUAAUUAAAAGAAGACAGGAUUGACAGAAAAGAAAUUGUAGCAGAGAGAAAAGGAAUGAGCAAGAAGUAAAUUGGGUAGAGUGAGAGUGAAAAGAGAAAGAGAGAGAGAAAGAGACAUAUUUCUGCUAUCAGUCACACUUUUUUUGUCUUGAAUUGGUUCACGACUUAAUCUUCUCUUGGAUGAACAGACCGCAAAUUUAGGGGCGGGGAAGGGGGAUGAUUACAUUCUGUCUCUUCAACACAAGUGUAAACUCUAAGCUGUAAAGCCUACUCAGUGUUCUAAGUGUUGGUAUAGUAUCCGUGACCAUAAUCAAUCUACCGUACAGCUCUUUCAUUUGGGUGCUACAGUGAACUUUUUCAGCAAGUGGCGAAAAGAACUAAAGUCAGCGACGUUACCAGUUAAUGGUUCUUUGGUCAUUUGAGAUGUUGUUGUUGAUGACUGUGGGUGUGCACCAUACGUCGACCUGCACAUGUGUAUAUUUCUGUCUCUAUGUAUAUAAACAACACUUUUCUUUCAUUCAACUGAAUGAUAUCUACAGUACCUUGAAUGGACAUUACUGUAAGCAAAGAUGGCUCUGUGUUGAGUAUUGGUACAAAUGGAAGGCCUUCAUUAUGUGCGUUUAUAUUUGUCUAUAAAGGUUUGAUCAUUAAGAAUGUAUACAGGGAUGAGAUUAAACGAGCUCAAACAAA
This is a messenger RNA of Siniperca chuatsi (mandarin fish), 3088 nucleotides long. Its product is annotated as GDNF family receptor alpha-2-like. The transcript has 8 exons. Gene Ontology annotation, molecular function: signaling receptor activity. The record is from RefSeq and is a predicted model, not a curated record. Lineage: Eukaryota; Metazoa; Chordata; Actinopteri; Centrarchiformes; Sinipercidae. The coding region runs from base 588 to 1997 and encodes 469 amino acids. Gene Ontology annotation, biological process: nervous system development. Gene Ontology annotation, cellular component: signaling receptor complex; external side of plasma membrane.